This is a messenger RNA of Vitrella brassicaformis, 381 nucleotides long. NCBI's taxonomy places the organism in Eukaryota, Vitrellaceae. The record is from the annotation of a GenBank genome assembly.
AUGAGAGGGGCCGCCAUCAAAAACGUGCAGGAUGCCCGGGGAGACACACAUGAGAAUGGCUUCCGCUACAUUCUCAACAUGUCAGCACGAGCACGGGCAUUGCUACGUCAACACUUAGUGGCUGGUUGUGCUGUCGAUAGGUAUGGUUUGCCCCCCGAUCGCUACCUGGGCCCUGCUGAUGGUCUUCCCACAACGGACCACCUCCAACAGAUGCGGGACUGGUGCGUGGGUCAGCAUCAUUCCCACGCACAAGCGACUUUAUGCCUUUGUGUGUGGGCGACCCAUUGGAACGCAUUUAUAAGUGAGUGAGGGGAGGAUGGCAAGUGGGAGAAUGGGGCCAUCUCUGGUGCUGUUUAUCCUGUCACGCCAGGGCCACAAUGA